This is a messenger RNA of Cryptomeria japonica (Japanese cedar), 624 nucleotides long. RefSeq lists its product as uncharacterized. The record is from RefSeq and is a predicted model, not a curated record. Bases 1 to 624 code for a protein of 207 amino acids. The transcript is spliced from 2 exons. Lineage: Eukaryota; Viridiplantae; Streptophyta; Pinopsida; Cupressales; Cupressaceae.
AUGGCCCUCACAAGAAGCAAAGUUCUGCUACUUGUGCUGGUUGCAGUUAGUUUAGAGCGUCAGCGGUGGCGAGAGAAGCUUCCAGAGGUUGGAAUACCCCAAACCCUGGUGGCUCAUCUGUCCCCUCUUUCUCUAACACAGAUGCAGAAUUUCGUGGUGGGGCUGAGGAAUAUGGACGCUACUUCUUUCGAUGCCCACCAAUUCUACCACUCUGCUGGUUUGAUAUGCCGUGAAGGCGUGAGUUUUCCUCCGAAAGCUAGGUCAUCUUUCGGGAAACCCAGUGCGGAGGUUAGCGAGGUCGAGGAGCACGUGUUCUUCGACAAGAAAGAGCUGCGGGAGUCGGGGGAAAUUGUAUUGCUGGAUCUUAGCCCUUCCAAUUAUUUGAUCUCGUUUUUGCCCAAUGAUUUAGCAGAGAUGAUGCCGCCAUUCUCUUUAGCAAAUGUUUCUCAAAUUCUCAAUUUGUUGAGCGAGUCGAAUUUGUCGCGCAACAUGGUGGGCACGAUGGAAGAAGGAGAAGUGAAGAGGUGCAGCACUUCCAUUGAGGGCAUGGUGGAAUUCGUGGUGUCUGUUUUGGGAUCCGACGUGGACCUGCUCAGUGACCCAUCCGUUGUUGGAUCCGAUUAG